AUGCGGGCGCGCUGUCCCCGGCGGCGGGAGGUGCGGUGCCCAGCGCCGGGGGAGCGCUCCGACAGCCGCUCCGCUGUCUCUCGCAGGUGUGCCGCGGCUCCGCCGCUCACCUCCGCGCCCCUGAGCGGCUCCGGUGCGCCGGGAAACGAGCGUGAGAUUUCUCGGAUUACCUUGCUGGAUUCCAGAUCAGUUCAGGGAGAACUGGGGUGGAUAGCAAGUCCCCUGGAAGGAGGGUGGGAGGAAGUGAGCAUCAUGGAUGAGAAGAACACUCCUAUCCGCACCUAUCAAGUCUGCAAUGUGAUGGAGCCCAGUCAGAAUAAUUGGUUACGAACUGAUUGGAUUCCCCGUGAGGGGGCUCAGAGGGUUUAUAUUGAGAUCAAGUUCACGCUAAGAGACUGCAACAGCCUGCCUGGUGUCAUGGGAACUUGCAAAGAGACUUUCAACCUUUAUUACUACGAAUCAAACAAUGAUAAAGAGCGUUUUAUUCGCGAGAGCCAGUUUGCCAAGAUCGACACCAUUGCUGCUGAUGAGAGCUUCACCCAGGUGGACAUUGGUGACAGGAUCAUGAAGCUGAAUACAGAGAUACGGGAUGUGGGACCGCUCAGCAAGAAGGGGUUUUAUUUGGCUUUCCAGGACGUUGGUGCCUGCAUUGCUUUGGUCUCUGUCCGUGUGUUCUACAAGAAGUGCCCGCUGACGGUUCGGAACCUGGCGCAGUUUCCAGACACCAUUACUGGGGCUGACACCUCCUCUCUGGUGGAGGUUCGUGGCUCCUGUGUCAACAACUCGGAAGAGAAGGAUGUGCCAAAAAUGUACUGUGGGGCAGAUGGCGAAUGGCUGGUGCCCAUUGGCAACUGCCUGUGCAAUGCUGGCUACGAGGAGCGCAACGGAGAAUGCCAAGCCUGCAAAAUCGGAUACUACAAGGCUCUCUCGACAGAUGUGGCCUGUGCCAAGUGCCCACCUCACAGCUACUCCAUCUGGGAAGGCUCCACGUCCUGCACCUGCGAUCGGGGCUUCUUCCGAGCAGAAAAUGAUGCUGCCUCCAUGCCCUGCACUCGCCCUCCAUCUGCUCCCCAGCACCUGAUUUCCAAUGUCAAUGAGACCUCAGUGAACCUGGAGUGGAGCCCCCCGCAGAACAAAGGUGGCCGGGAGGACAUCUCCUACAACGUGGUGUGCAAGAGGUGCGGGGCCGGCGAGCUCGGCCGCUGCCGCUCCUGUGGCAGUGGGGUGCACUUCAGCCCCCAGCAGAACGGCCUGAAAACCACCAAAGUCUCCAUCACUGACCUCCUGGCACACACCAACUACACCUUUGAAGUCUGGGCGGUGAACGGAGUGUCCAAGCAAAACCCCAGCCAGGACCAGGCUGUGUCUGUCACUGUGACAACUAACCAAGCAGCUCCAUCCCCAAUUGCACUGAUCCAGGCUAAGGAGAUAACAAGGCACAGCGUUGCCUUGGCUUGGCUGGAGCCUGACAGGCCAAAUGGAGUCAUCCUGGAGUAUGAGGUCAAAUACUAUGAAAAGGACCAGAACGAGCGCAGCUAUCGCAUUGUGAAAACAGCCUCCAGGAACACGGACAUCAAAGGUCUCAACCCCCUGACCUCCUACGUGUUCCACGUGCGGGCCAGGACAGCAGCAGGCUACGGAGACUUCAGCGGGCCCUUCGAGUUCACCACCAACACAGUUCCUUCCCCUAUCAUUGGUGAUGGUACCAAUCCCACAGUACUUCUUGUUUCAGUGGCUGGCAGUGUUGUUCUUGUGGUCAUUCUCAUUGCAGCCUUUGUCAUCAGCAGGAGGCGCAGUAAGUACAGCAAGGCAAAGCAAGAGGCAGAUGAGGAGAAACACUUGAACCAAGGUGUUAGAACAUAUGUGGAUCCUUUUACAUACGAGGAUCCAAACCAAGCUGUGAGGGAAUUUGCCAAAGAAAUUGAUGCCUCCUGCAUAAAGAUUGAAAAAGUUAUUGGUGUGGGGGAGUUUGGUGAAGUGUGCAGUGGACGCCUCAAAGUGCCAGGAAAAAGAGAAAUCUGUGUUGCUAUCAAGACUCUAAAAGCUGGUUACACUGAUAAACAAAGGAGAGACUUUCUGAGUGAGGCCAGUAUCAUGGGACAAUUUGACCACCCCAAUAUCAUCCACUUGGAAGGUGUAGUUACUAAAUGUAAACCAGUAAUGAUCAUAACUGAGUACAUGGAGAAUGGCUCCUUGGAUGCCUUCCUCAGGAAGAAUGAUGGCCGAUUCACAGUGAUCCAGUUGGUGGGGAUGCUCCGUGGCAUUGGCUCAGGGAUGAAGUACCUGUCUGACAUGAGCUACGUGCACCGGGAUCUUGCCGCUCGCAACAUUCUGGUCAACAGCAACCUGGUGUGCAAAGUGUCUGAUUUCGGCAUGUCCCGCGUCCUGGAGGACGACCCUGAGGCAGCUUACACCACACGGGGUGGCAAGAUCCCCAUCAGGUGGACAGCUCCCGAGGCCAUCGCCUACCGCAAGUUCACCUCGGCCAGCGACGUGUGGAGCUACGGCAUCGUCAUGUGGGAGGUGAUGUCCUACGGGGAGAGACCCUACUGGGACAUGUCCAACCAGGAUGUGAUUAAAGCCAUCGAGGAAGGGUACCGGCUGCCCCCGCCCAUGGACUGCCCCAUCGCCCUCCACCAGCUGAUGUUGGACUGCUGGCAGAAGGAGCGCAGCGACCGGCCCAAAUUCGGGCAGAUUGUCAACAUGCUGGACAAGCUCAUCCGCAACCCCAACAGCCUCAAGAGGACAGGCAGCGAGAGCUCCAGACCUAGCACAGCCCUGCUGGAUCCCAGCUCCCCCGAGUUCUCGGCGGUUGUUUCUGUCAGUGACUGGCUCCAAGCCAUGAAAAUGGAGCGAUACAAGGAUAACUUCACAGCUGCUGGCUAUACCACCCUAGAGGCUGUGGUGCAUAUGAACCAGGAGGACCUGGCCAGGAUCGGGAUCACGGCCCUGGCGCACCAGAACAAGAUCCUGAGCAGCGUCCAAGCGAUGCGCACCCAAAUGCAACAGAUGCACGGCAGGAUGGUUCCCGUCUGA
Molecule: messenger RNA, 3036 nt
Organism: Cinclus cinclus
Lineage: Eukaryota; Metazoa; Chordata; Aves; Passeriformes; Cinclidae
Gene: EPHA4
Product: EPH receptor A4
Exons: 17
Coding region: 1-3036 (1011 amino acids)
Biological process (GO): axon guidance; cell surface receptor protein tyrosine kinase signaling pathway; protein phosphorylation
Cellular component (GO): neuron projection; plasma membrane
Molecular function (GO): protein binding; ATP binding; transmembrane-ephrin receptor activity
Source: RefSeq, a predicted model, not a curated record